CUUCACUCUUCGGUGGUUUUUCCGCUUACAAAAACAAUUUCCCGUCUUGUGUCUCCGAGGUAAAAGGUCUAUAACUAUACAAGUAUCAGCUGCUUUUCUGCAUUUAACGAUACGUCGAUAGGCCUAAAUAAACUAAAGGUGAACAAGACUGGUGUGAUUGGUGAGAACGCAACUCAGCAUGAAGGCGAUUAUGCUGACUGCCCUUGUUCUCCUGCUUGGUCUCCUGGUUGCCCGCGCAUCAUCGUCCGCGAGGAUCGUGCAGCCCAACAAGUGCACAAGCUACGUCAUGUACGACUGCUUGGAGAAGGAAUUGCCGCGCCUUGAAGGUUUGGUCUGUGUGAACGACACUGAGGAAUUCCUCACCAGGAAGCUAAAGGACGUGGGUGGGUACAACCCGCGAUAUGUGGCAGCAAAUCUGUACGAAGCACUAACCUUCGAGGACCCCUCUAACUACUACUUCCAAAAGACGACCCUCCCCGCGAGGAAGCGUCUCCCGAGCUUGAUAAAAAGUAGAUGCGGUAAGAGUUACUAUUUGCCCGGCCAUCCCUGCUACCAAGUGAAGUUUACUCCAACUCCACAACCGUACAUUGAAAACAACCAUACCAAACCGAUCAGAGAACACUCAAAAUUGCUAAAACCAACUCCAGCCGCCAAGGCUCUCAGACAUGCAAAGAAGACUAUGGAAUGGCCUUUAGAAGAAACCGACCAUCCGGAGCUGACGGUACCUUGGGCUGGCAAAAGAAGACGCGAGGCACGUGUUAGGCGGAUGGCUGGCGAGCGCGUGCAGGGCUGUUAUGGCAAGGGCACAAGGGUUUUGGGGAAUAAUCGCUAUCACACGUGCAGCACGUGUCACAUCAUCUCGACGCUUCCCUCAAACCAGUUCCCGCGAUAUCUCAAUGAAGCCGUGUGCCGUCACUCACUGGCCGCACAUGCGUCAGGUGGACAGAAGGGUGAGACGCCAUUUUGUUUCGCGAAUGCUGGAUACUGUGCACAGAAGAUUAUCAAGAGCGCUGGUCUCAUUCUGGAAGGCUACAAGGAAGACCCUGUGUUAAGCAAGAGAAUGGGCAAGAGCGUGCUGGUGCAGAAAUGGAAGGAGACGACCCUGUCGAUUCGCUCAUGCUGCGACUGUGAGAUCUACGACUCUACCAAGCAGCUAUUAGGAAUAUUUGGAAAGAAGUAAUGAUAAAAGGGACACACCCUUUAAAAUGUUUUCCCAAUUUUGAAUACUUUUGAAACAAAAAGUUUGAUUCCAAUGCAAAUAUAAAAGCUAAUUUUACUCUUGCUGCCUUAGUUCUUAUAUUUAGACAUUUCGAGGUUAUACACAAAUCACAGAAAACUUUAAAGGAAAGGGGGGAUGGGGGAGGGUUAGAGCCUCUUGCCAAAGCUUACGAUUUGUACAUCUUGAAAUUGCCGCUUAUUGCACAAUAAAAUGACGACAUGAGUUGGA
Nematostella vectensis (starlet sea anemone) is the source of this 1447-nucleotide messenger RNA. RefSeq lists its product as uncharacterized. Bases 179 to 1180 code for a protein of 333 amino acids. Lineage: Eukaryota; Metazoa; Cnidaria; Anthozoa; Actiniaria; Edwardsiidae. The transcript has 3 exons. The record is from RefSeq and is a predicted model, not a curated record.